Messenger RNA from Neltuma alba, 496 nucleotides. Its product is annotated as disease resistance protein RPP2B-like. Lineage: Eukaryota; Viridiplantae; Streptophyta; Magnoliopsida; Fabales; Fabaceae. The record is from RefSeq and is a predicted model, not a curated record. The transcript is spliced from 2 exons. Bases 17 to 496 code for a protein of 159 amino acids. Gene Ontology annotation, biological process: defense response.
GAUUGAAAAAUCACUCAUGGCCAUUGUAGAUCAAAAAAUACAAAUUCAUCGUUUAUUGCAAGAAAUGGGAAGAAACAUUGUUCGGGGUAAAUUCCCUUGUGAGCCAGAAAAGUGGAGUAGAUUAUGGGAUUUUGAUGAUAUUUUUAGAGUUAUGCAAAAUGACACCGCUACUUUUAAUGUUGAAGCAAUAGUCUUGGAGCUGGAAGAUUCACAAGGGACUACGUUGAGGGUCGAAGGUUUAUCACGCAUGAACAAGCUUAGAAUACUCAUAUUUCGUAAUGUUAAAUUUUCUGGAGUCCUAAAACAUCUUUCGAACUCUCUCCAAUAUAUUUCAUGGCACCAAUAUCCUUUCACUUCUUUGCCGUCAAGCUUUAAACCACCUCAUCUUGGAGAAUUGAUUUUGCCUGAUAGCUGCAUAACAAGCUUAUGGGAUGAAGAAAAGGUAUAUGAUAAUUGCAUCACAAGUAAAUGGAAACCACUUGCUUAUGAGCAAUAA